UGCAGUUCUCCGUGUGCUGGAUGCUGGUGAUCCUAUGGGUGGCACCGACUGUGGAGAGCUGUCCUGACCUCUGUAAAUGCUCCAGGAAGUCUGGUCCAGAAAAGUCAGAGGUCAACUGUUACAGGACGGGUCUUCUGGAUUUCCCCUCCGAUCUGCCUGCUGACGCUUGGAUCCUCAAACUUGGUGAGAAUGGUAUCACGGACCUGAAGGCUGACGUUCUGAGAUCAACUCCAAAGAUUGAGAGUGUCAACCUGGACCGAAACGUCAUCGAUUCCAUCCACCCUCAGGCCUUCUCCGGUGCAAAACAACUUAUGCUGCUCAAUCUUUACAGCAACCACAUCACCAGCCUUCCACCGAGGGGAUUCCAGGACCUCCUGAACCUCCGCUUCCUCAUGUUGGGACAGAACCAGAUAGGCGUCCUCAAAGCUGAGAUGUUUGCUGGUUUAAAGAACCUGUCAGAUCUUGAUCUUCCUCUCAAUGCGCUCACCUCUCUCCCAUCAAAUGCCUUCAAGCCUCUCACCGCCCUCAAAGUUCUGGACCUUUCUAUGAACCUCAUUCAGAGGAUGUCUCCCAAGGCCUUCAAUGGCCUCAGGCAGCUCAUGUUCCUCAACUUGGAUAAUAACAGUCUGAAGACCGUUCCUCCUGGAGCCUUCAAACCGCUGCAAUCUCUGGAGAUGUUGGUCCUGGACAACAACCUUCUGUUCUCACUGAGGCCGUCAUCUUUGGAUGGCCUGGACAACCUACAGGAGCUCUACCUGAGGAAGAACAAUCUGGAGCACCUGCCACCUGAUGUGUUCAGGAGCAUGCCCAAGCUUUCUCAGCUGGCUCUCAGUGGAAACCGCCUGAAGACAGUGGAUGGAAACAUGUUCACCCAUAUGCCCAACCUGAAGAAGCUGCACGUCCAUGACAAUCCGUGGCGGUGUGACUGUAACCUCAGCUCCUUGGUGCAGUGGAUGGGACAGACCAAGGCCACCCUGUCUCCUCGGACUGCCCUGAAAUGCUUGAGCCCUCCAGAGCUCCAAAACAAGAGCCUCGCCAGCCUCAAGGACGACCAGCUGCUCUGCCGUGCCUAGCGCCAGAAAACCAUGAAGAAGACCACGGCCUGGGCUCUGACCUUAAGAGAUUCAGAUAACAAACUUUUAUUCAACAACAUUUUUUAGAGUGAACUUGUUUCUUGUCUGAUUUCUUAAAGCUGCAAUGUAAUCAAUAGAUUUCACUGAAAUAUACUGUUCUUCUUUAUGAGCAACAUAUCGACGUUUUAAGCUAGAAAUCUUGCAUGAAAUAUUAGCCUUUCCUGAAACUUUGGCUUUACCUCCAUGUAUUUCAAGUUUAAAGCCAAAAGAUAUUGAUGUGAUUUCAACCCAUGCUGGACCAUGAAA
Molecule: messenger RNA, 1379 nt
Organism: Hippoglossus stenolepis (Pacific halibut)
Lineage: Eukaryota; Metazoa; Chordata; Actinopteri; Pleuronectiformes; Pleuronectidae
Product: leucine-rich repeat-containing protein 15
Exons: 6
Coding region: 21-1073 (350 amino acids)
Molecular function (GO): protein binding
Source: RefSeq, a predicted model, not a curated record